GGAUGUUGUAAAGUUUCAACGCAUCCUUCAGUAUGUCCUCCACAACUACCAUCAGGAGGUGAAAAAAGUCAUAGAUGCGGCUCAAGGUAGCUGGGAGAGGUUUAAGGAGGGGAUGCAUAGGAAGUACCGCUUGGGAGACGGGGUAUUGACUACCGCAGAUCUUGAGGCGAUGAACAAAGAGGAUUUUACGGCAAUAGGGGCCUUUGUUCAAGAAUUUAAGAAGAGAGCGCGGAAGGUUCAUGGGAUUUCGGAGGAAGCACAAUGCGCCAUCUUCCUAGGGCUACUCACGGCAUCGGAGGCCGUCGAGUUGACGAGGCAUGGAGGAGGUAGCACUAAGCUCACCUGGGCCACCAUUGACAGAGGGGUGGAAGUUGGGUGUUUKGACCAGGUGGAGCAACGUCAGUGGCCCUGGCCGGUGAUCAAUGCAAUUGUGUCAUUGGGAAGCCCGCCGCCAGUAGCCGGACCGCAAACGAGUAUGCCACCGCCCAUCUACCCCGCAGCCCAGGCCCAGCCUGUGGCCCUGCCGCCGUCACCUGCUCCUAGUUCACAGGGCAGUGUGGCAGGAGGUGGGAACAAGGGGCAAGGCAAUCAAGGCAACGGAGGGAGGGGUGGAGUAAGGGGGCGAGGCAGGAAUGGCGGCGGAAGAGGGAGGCAAUGGAAUGGUCAAGGCCAGGGGUACCAAGGCCAGGGGAAUCGAGGCCAGGGGUACCAAGGCCAAGGGAGUCAAGGCCAGGGGUACCAAGGCCAGGGGUAUCAAGGCCAGGGGGAUCAGGGAAGUCAGGGGUAUGGAAGACCCCGUUUUGACUGGAGGACGGUCAUCUGUCAACAUUGUGACCAGCAAGGCCACACUAUAAGGUUCUGUAAUAUAAGACGGAAAGACGAGAGAAGCGGACUGAUUUCCUCCACUAUAGAUGGGAAUAUCUACGAUCAGUUUAGGGAGACCAUUGACAGAAGGUUUGGAGGAGUGAGGGUUGAAGCCCAACGAAGAGCGGCAGCUGGGCCGCCACCCCCUGCCAUGUUCAGGCUAUGGCAGGAAAAGGAGGAACCACCGAUUGGGAUAGAGGAAGUGGGGAGCGAUGAGGGAUUGGCUCAAGGGCUACGAGGAGGAAGUAAGACGGAAGAGUCCAUAAUCAUCGAGUCAGAUGACGAGGAUGAGGAGGAAAGAAUGGAGCCUCCGUCCGUCUUAUUUGGGAAGAUGGAGGACCUGCUGGAUAAGAUAGGGAGGUACCAACAGAAGUUGGUGGGCCUCUGUGAGGAAGUGAAGGGAAGGAGGUCUAGCAUCCCCAAAGUGUUCCUCUAUGACUCCGGCCCGGAGUCGACGCCUAGGCGACCCGGAGUAAAUGUGGUGGGAUCGUGCGCACAAUCGGAAAUGAGGGGGAGGCCCCUCACUCCGCAGGCCCGGCUGACACAGGCAGCGAGAACUAGGAAUCAAGCCAAGGCCAGUGCCAGCCAAGAGCCUCUGAGGAGGGAACCCGAACCAGGGAGAAGGAAAGAGGUUGUAGAAGUAGAGGACAAUGAUGAUGAACAGGAAGAGGACGAGAGGCUGUGCAGAGAAGAGGAUCAGAGAACGGAGCAGCGGGCGAGGAAAAAGGGAACCAGGGGAGAGGCCGAGCCAGUCAUACGUGACGAACCACCCAAAAAGAAGAAAUACGUUGUUCGGUUGGAAGAGGGAUUUGACGUAGAGAGAGUAAUUGAUAUGCUGGGACGGCUCAAGCAGGGUUCCCAAAGGCGGUACAAGACGGUAGACAAGAAGUGCCGCCCUGUUCCCAUCCUCGUUACAGAAGACGAGGAAGCAUAUUACGAGAGGGAACGAGAGUUGAUACGGCGAAUGAUGGAAAGUGCUUUAGCAGGGCCUUGUCGUAUCAACGAAGGGAACGAGAAGGAUUUGAUCAUAGGGGAGUCUGACUUCCUGCUGCCUCUGGAGCGAAUGUUGAUGGUGGAAUUAAUGAAGAGGAAGCAUCGCGCCUAUGCGUUUAGUGACGAAGAGCGUGGCAGGCUGCAUGUGGACAAGAUACCUAUGAUCCACAUCCACACCGUGCCACACGAGCCUUGGAACAUGAGAGGGGCACGAUAUCCCAAUCCUGACGAGGAAAGGAAGGUGGUGGAUUACCUCGACGGCAAGAUACGUACUCACGUCGCCGACUAUUCGAGUGGACCGUAUGCGUCCCCGUGGUUCUGCUUCAUUAAGCCUAACGGGACGCUGCGGUGGGUGCAGGAUUUGCAAAGACUGAAUGCGGUGACUGUGCGAGAUGCUGGAGGACUGCCGAAUGCAGACGCGCUGUCGGAAUCCUGUGCUGGAAGACCUACAAUUUCUCUUAUAGACCUUUACUCACGAUACGAUCAGUUCCCAGUUUACCCGCCGGAUAGGCCGGUGACGACUAUGCACACGCCGCGAGGAUUAGUCCACAUGAACGUGGCCCCACAAGGGUGGACCAACGCAGUAGCAAUGGUCCAACGGGCCAUGAUUCGGGCUAUGCAGUCAGUCAGCCCCCAUAUCACACAGCCAUACAUUGACGAUUUGGCAGUGAAGGGGCCGGCGGUGAAAUUGAGCGACGAAGUCUCGCCAGGGAUAAGGCGCUUUGUCUGGAAACACAUCCAGAACCUCGAAAAGGUCCUGAGCCUGCUCGAAGAGCAUAACCUUAUGGCGUGCGGGGCCAAGUCCAGACACUGCAUGAGGGAAGCGACUAUUUUGGGGUUCGUCUGUAGCGAGAAGGGCCGGAGGCCGGAUGUGAAGAAGACGGACAAGAUUACAAAGUGGUCGGUUCCGUUCCACUCAAUAACUGAUGUCAGGAGCUUCCUUGGUACGUGUGGAUUUUGGAGGACCUUCGUCAAGAACUUUGCCGCUAAGACUGAACAUCUGAGGAAGUUAGUUCGCCAGGAUCAGGAAUGGGUUUGGGGGGAAGAGCAAGAAGAGGUGGUGGCCAGAAAGAAGGAGGAGUUUCGAGAAGGAGGGUUGGUGUUAGGAGCGCCAGAUUAUGAUGCUACAGAAACACGACCCUUCAUUGUCGAAACAGAUGCGGGGCCAACUGCCUUAGGGGGAGUUCUAAUUCAGGCAGACAUGGAAGGUAAGGAAAGACUCGUGCGAUUUGAGAGCCGGACUCUCUGUAUGACGGAGAGGAAUUACUCUCAGUUCAAAAGGGAGACCCUUGCUGUCCUCCACUGUCUGCGAAUCUUCCGGAACUACAUCUUCGGCAGGAGGUUUAUUUUGAGAGUGGAUCCGACUGCCCUGCCCUACUCUCUAAGGAAUUACGUUCCAUCGGAUCCAACGGUUGCCAGAUGGCUGACGUACAUCUGGAUGUUCAAUUUAAAAUUGGAACGGAUUCCUGGUAGUAAGAAUCGGGCGGAUGGGCUGAGUCGGAUCAACUGGGAUAAACAGGAAGGGGAGGCGGUGGAGAAUACGCCCCCAGUUGAUGGAUUUCUAGAUCAGGAAGAAGAUGUUCGUCUCCACAUUAACAAGUGGUCGCCGCGAGUGCCCAACUGUGUAGGCUAUCCUAUCUGGCAAACGCCAAGUGGGUAUGAAUGGAGGAAUGAGCUAGUCCUUAAGCCCUUUGAGGAAGAAGAUCCCUGGGGCGGUACGGAUGUUCAGUGGAUGAUGGAGCUCGCGCUGGCCAGCUCGCAUAGCCUGGUGGAGGAAAUGAGAACGAUUGAGGAAGGACCUGGCCAGGUAGAACGGCAUGAGGAAAUGAUGGGAGGAAUGUAUCUCCUCGUCAACACGUUAUUGCAGGAAGGCCUCGAUCAGUCAGGCUCGUUGAACUCGACAGGAAAUGUGGACGAAGUGCCCGAGAAUCAGGACGACGAGUUCGAGGAGGGGGAGAUUAAGAAGGAUUUUCGUGUAGAGGAGUACGACGGGAUCUACCUAAAGCUGGGGCUUCUUCUGUCAUGUGAAAUGCGGCUAAGGGAUGCAAGCGAUAGGGCUCAGAGGAUGCUGCAGCGCUAUUUAGUGCGAGACGACCACCUUUUCGUAAGAAGAGAGGUGGGAAAUCCCAGGAGAGCCGUCUGUGGUAGGAAUUGUCAGAUCGACGUCAUAGCAGCGCUUCACGGUGGCAUUGCAGGAGGGCAUCGAGGGGUACAAGCUACGUAUGCCAAGAUAAGUGAGCUGUACUACUGGGAUAGAAUGAUGAACAUGGUCAGAAAAUUCUGCCGAUCUUGCGUACCUUGCCAGGAGAGAUCCCGUUUAAGGCAAGGAGAGUCGUUGCAUCCAAGGCUAGAACGAGAGGUGGGGGCUGUAGUGCAUCUCGACCUACUUUUUAUGCCGCUUGGGGAUCAAGGCUAUAAUUAUAUCUUCGAUGCGCGCGAUAACCUGUCUGGUUUCGUAGACGGACGUGCUAUUCGCACCAAGACCGGGUUAGUCUUAGUAAGCUGUAUCGAGGAAUAUUACCUGCGUUAUCCUUUCGUCAAGGAAUUCGUAAUGGACAGGGGAUCAGAGUUUACCUGCCAGGAGGUGCAAGAACUGUUAUCAAGUUUCUGGGAGCAUGCGAGGCGUAUGGGCUGGACCGUGGCUCAGGCGAUUGAGAGAUUGAGGGGAGCAGGCAGGUUCGAAGAGCCCAUUGCCAGGAUUCAUAGGGAGGCGACGACAAGGCAGGAGGUAGAGAUGAGGAUGGAGGAGUUGCGACCCUCGCCUAUGGAACCAGAUGGCAGACCGAUCCGCCUGGAGAUUGGAAAUGCGUCGGACUUCAUCCCCGCAUUUGAGUGGUUCAUGCAGGGGCAGGGCAUAUCGAGAUAUGAUUGGAUGCAGACGCUACCACUCUGGACCAAGAAGGCGGAAAUGCCACUGGCUAGCCAAAUCAGAGACAUGGCCCGGGACUGGGAGAGUUGCAGGGCACAUAUGAGAGAAGCCUUUCGACGGCCAGAGCCCCCUCAGCCCAGAGUUGAGAGGCGUCAGAGGAGUCAGAGGCAGAGGGACCCUGAGCCCAGGGAGGCGAGACCGUCUCGAGGAGGACGGAAGGCCCUAGCCAGGAGAGAGGAGGAGCCAGAGCAGGAGCCAAAGGCUGAGGAUCGAGAGGUGUACCCUGAGUGUGGGCUGGGACCAGUGGAGUUCCAUCGUUUUACUGAGGGUGGAUUGAGGAGAUCGCCAGCACGCACGCAGGAGGAGCCGCCAGCAUCUGAGGGGCCCUUGAGGGAAUUGGAGACGCAUUUGGAUAUCUCUCAGUGGAGAGCGUCGCCUCAGAGCGAGGAGCAUGGAGAGCAGGCAGAGGAGAUGCCACAGGAGGAGGUCCAGGGUACUCAGCGAGAGAGAGAGUUGGGCGAUGAGGGGAGACGUGCAGGGAAGGAAGUGAUAGAGGUUGGAGAGGACACACCCCCACAGACGCCAGCAGUGGGUUUGAGACUUGGGGAUGCACCAGGGAGCACCCGGCAGACAGAGGAGAGGUUGCAAAGUGAGGAGGUCCAAUUACCUUCAUCAGGGAAGGCUCCUUCGCCAGAAAAUAGGGCAGAAAGGAGGAGAGAGAGGGCAGCUGUAUGGAGAGAAGCCUUGAUCCUGAUUGACAGGCACCUAGCAGCUCAUGCCCUGGAGCACCCAGACCUGGAGGGGCCAGCACCUGCAGAGCCUCGCCAGGAGCCGUGCCAUCCCGAGAAGGAGAUGGAAGCAGAGAUCCCAAAGAGGGUCGACCUCCGCACGAGGAAAAGGGCGUCAGCUGGAGAGACGACUGAAGAAAAGAGGGCGAGAAGAACCAGGCGGAUAGAUGAGAUAUGGCAGGAGAGGCAGAGGUUGGAGGCAGCGGGGGAGCUUCCGGAGCAGCAGCAGGAGAGGCAGAGAUCGGAGGCAGCAGGAGCACUCCCAGGUCAGCCACCCGGCGCGUCAGCUAGGGCCCCGAAGAUCCCUGAGAUGUGGAGGGACUUCUGGAAGCAGAGAGGAGAGGAGCUUCCAUCGCCAGUUAGAGCUGGGUUUGGGGUGGCCAGGAAGGCGGAAGAGAGGUUGGAUCGUAAAAUCAAGUUCAUAGCCAAGACCACUUUUGACUGGCACUUGUUAUUAGAGAGCGAUCUGGCAGGGAAAAAGAUGAAGGAAGCAAGUCAUGGAGUACGCCUGGAGGCUAUGGAGAUGGAAAUCCAGGAACUCAGGGCAUUGGUGGCCAGCCAGGCAGCUAUCAUUGAGAGUCUGAGGCAGCAAACCCAGGGAAAGGUGGACAAGCCAGAGAGCAGCAGGCAGGGAGAGCAGAGGCAGCCCGGACAGGGAUUGCCAGGACAGCCAUCUGCGGCAGAGCCUCGCCAGGAGCCACCUAUGGAAAGAGUUAUCCUGGAGUCAGAGGAGGCGAGAGCCCAGAGACAGGCAAAGAGAGAGGCAUUCGAGUUAAGAGCCCCUACUGAGCUCGCGACGCUGCCAGUGGCAGCGGCAGACCCAAUCGUACCUUUGAUGAUUGAGGAGGGGCUACCGCCAUCUAGCAGUGAGCCGGCUCAGGGGUCAGCAGAGGGAUCCAUGGACGUACUCCUUGAUGCAGUGCAUACCAUGCAGGAGGAGGCGAGUCUGUUUUCACCCGAGCAGAGGAUAGAGGAGCCGCUUGAGAAAGAGAUGGGGAUUGAGGCGGACGGUGCCAUCGAGAGCAGGCUCCAGAGGAUGGGCACACCUGAGUAUGGACCAGAGGAGAUUGAGGAGCAGCCCACGGCAGUGCCAGAAGAGACACUCGAGAGGAGACCUCAAAGGUUGGACACGCCUGAGUACGUCCCAGUGACAGGGGAUUUGAGGAGCAGACUGGGAUCUUGGGCUACUGGAUCUGGGUCUGGGGGACCGUUUCCUGGGACACAGCAGCAGGAGGUUGUUAGUACCGCAGCUCCUCGAUCAGAGCAGCAGGAGGUUGUCAGUACCUUGGUAGGAUCUCCUUCAUCGCCACCUCCUCAGCCCAGGAAGAAGAAGUUCAAGAGGAAGGUAGAUCAGCUAUGUUUCUACUGCAAGAGGGACGUGCAUCAUGCUCUGGACUGUCUCGAGUUCCUUGAGGAUAAGGCAACAGGGAAGGUCUCAGAGGUAGGGGGUAAGAUGUAUGAUAGACAGGGUAGGAUAGUAGAGAAGUCCGCAGAUGGACUUUGGGCUAAAUUAUAUAGGCAAAACCAGAAGGAGUUGAGGAGAUAGUGUCGGUUUGUCUAUGUAAGUGGGCGAGUCUCUUGUGA
This is a messenger RNA of Chara braunii, 7098 nucleotides long. The record is from the annotation of a GenBank genome assembly. Lineage: Eukaryota; Viridiplantae; Streptophyta; Charophyceae; Charales; Characeae.